CACCACCUUCCAGUCUCAGAGUUGAAGAGACUGACGUUUGUGUUGUUCUCUCACUUGUUCUUCAAUAAAAUACAAGUUGAUGGUGAUGAAUAGAAUGCCGUUUCUGACACAGACUUUGCAUUUCUACACAGGACGUUCUUUGUUGCAGCUGGUUCCUAAUAGCAACCACCUCCAUCCAUUUCUGAAGAACUGGUUCUUGCUGCUGAAAGCCAAUGGUUGACUCAUGCGGAGGCUCAAUAUAGCUGAGGAAAGAAUCAAUGAAUUUGAUGGAGUCCUUAUCAUUUGAAGAUUUAUCUGUGGACUUCACCCAGAAGGAAUGGCAGCUGUUGGACUCCUAUCAAAGGGACUUAUACAAGGAUGUCAUGUUGGAGAACUACAGCAGCCUCAUAUCACUGGGGUAUGAGGUUUUGAAGCCAGAUGUGAUCUUCAAGCUGGAACGAGGAGAAGAGCCCUGGAUGGUGGGUCGAGAAAAAGUUGCAAGUUCAGACUCUCCAGAACACGUCUGGCAAGUAGAUGGUCAUGUUCUGUGGCAUCAGAAUAACCUGCAUCAGGAUAAACUGAAAACUGUGAAAAGUCAUGAAUGUGAUACAUGUGGGGAAAAAAUUAAUCUGAGCAUGAGUUUUGUUCCUGUAAGGAAAUCACACAGUGAAGAUGAUUUAGAUGGAAUAAUUUUAAAACAUCAUUUAGAUUUAAUUAAUCCAAAUGCUGAUUAUAAAAAAACAGUGCCUGAUGACUUCAAUGUCUUUGAUAAGUUAUUUCGCCACACCAAGCCUGAGGAAACGAAUCCUUGGUUAAAAUAUGAAUGUGAUAAAUAUGAUAAAAUAAACUUCAGGAAAUCACAGAUUGUCAUCUAUCACAAAACCCGUUUAGGUGAGAAACUUUAUGAAUGUUUUGAAUGUAGGAAACGUUUCACCAAGAAAUCAAGUCUCAUGAAACAUCAGAGCAGACAUAUAAAAGAAUUAGCUUAUGACUGUGGUAAAUGUGGCAAAACUUUUCCCCAGAAGUCACAAUUUGUUACACAUCGUAGAACUCAUACAGGCGAGAAACCAUAUGACUGUAGCCAGUGUGGGAAAGCUUUCUCCCAAAAGUCUCAGCUCACAUCCCAUCAGCGGACACACACAGGAGAGAAACCAUAUGAAUGUGGUGAAUGUGGAAAAGCCUUCUCCAGGAAGUCCCAUCUGCUGUCUCACUGGAGGACACACACAGGAGAAAAACCCUAUGAAUGCAAUGAAUGUGGGAGAGCCUUCAGUGAAAAGUCAAACCUCAUCAACCAUCAAAGGAUUCAUACAGGAGAGAAACCUUUUAAAUGUAGAGAAUGUGGGCGAGCUUUCAGCAGGAAGUCACAGCUAAUUACACAUCACAGGACUCACACAGGAACAAAACCCUUUGGAUGCAGUGAUUGUAGAAAAGCCUUCUUUGAGAAAUCAGAGCUUGUUAGACACAAGACAAUCCACACUGGGGAAAAACCCUACGAAUGCAGUGAAUGUAGGAAAGCAUUUAGAGAAAGGUCAAGUCUUAUUAACCACCAGAGAACUCAUACAGGAGAGAAACCUCAUGGCUGCCUUCAGUGUGGGAAAGCCUUCUCUCAGAAGUCACAUCUCAUAUCACAUCAGAUGACACAUACAGGAGAAAAACCCUUUGUAUGCAAUAAAUGUGGGAAAGCUUUCAGCAGGAAAUCUCAGUUGGUUAGACAUCAGAGAACUCAUACAGGUGAAAAACCUUAUGAAUGCAGUGAAUGUGGCAAAGCCUUCAGUGAAAAAUUAAGCCUCACAAAUCAUCAAAGAAUUCAUACAGGAGAAAAACCAUAUGUGUGCAGUGAGUGUGGGAAGGCCUUUUGUCAGAAGUCACAUCUUAUAUCCCAUCAGAGAACGCAUACAGGAGAGAAACCCUAUGAGUGUAGUGAAUGUGGAAAAGCUUUUGGUGAGAAGUCAAGUCUUGCCACUCAUCAAAGAACUCACACAGGAGAAAAGCCUUAUGAAUGCAGAGACUGUGAAAAAGCCUUCUCCCAGAAAUCACAGCUCAACACUCACCAGAGAAUUCACACAGGUGAGAAGCCCUAUGAAUGCAGUUUUUGUAGGAAAGCUUUCUUUGACAAAUCAGAGCUAAUUAGGCACCAGAGAGCUCACACGGGAGAAAAACCCUAUGAAUGCAAUGAAUGUAAAAAGGCUUUCAGGGAGAAGUCCAGUCUCAUUAAUCAUCGGAGAAUACAUACAGGAGAGAAACCUUUUGAAUGUCAUGAAUGUGGCAAAGCGUUUUCACGGAAGUCACAUCUCAUUCCACACCAGAGAACCCAUACAGGGGAGAAACCUUAUGGAUGCAGUGUAUGUAGGAAGGCCUUCUCUCAGAAGUCACAGCUUGUUAAUCAUCAAAGAAUCCAUACAGGAGAGAAACCUUAUCAAUGUAGUGAAUGCUCAAAAGCCUUCUCUCAGAAGUCACAGCUCAUUAAUCAUCAGAGAACUCACACAAAAAAGAAGUCAUAGAACUACAGCUCUUAGUAUUUGACAGAUAGUCCACUGAAAGUGCAGUUAUUGUCAACUGUUCAGAUAACAGUUACCAAGUAAUGUGUCAUAAUUCUCUUAUAGUAGUAAACAAGGUUAUCUAGGUUUUAGCAGCUAAGCAUACAUAAAUAUCAACUCAGUGUAGAAUGAGCUUAUAAAUGCAUUGGAUUUCAAGAUUUACAAGCGUAGUCAACAUUCGUACAAAAGAUAAUUCAUAAGGAGAAAACCUAUGCCUCCUUUGAAUAUCAAAAAGCUUUCUUGAGAUCAGAUUUUAUUAACCGUUGGAAUUUUCCACAUUGAUAAUACUUCUGCCACUAUGAAUGAUUAACGUGCUAGGUAGUAAGUGAGCUAUAAUCUUCAGGGAAUGAUAACUCAUUUAUACACUCAGACGUUCAGAAUUGAUAUUACAUGAAAAUUUUAAAUGGGGAGCUCACUUCUGCACAUGAUCUAGCUAUUUUGGAGAAUUCAUGUUGUGGAAUAACCUAACAGCUGAAAGACACUGGAAACAUUUUCCAUUACAAGUAAUGCUGUAAGGAAAGGAAUCUACUUUUUGUUGACAUGGGUACCAAAAAUACCCAAUUCUAAACGUUUGACAGUUGUCCAUUUUGAAUUAAGUAUCUUUUAAGAUAUGUGAAUUAAUUAUUUCAUUGCGAUAUCUGAAUAAGAAUUUCUUUAGUAAUAUUUGUGGCAUAUUUUCACUGAAUCAUAUGUAUAAUUACAUAAUUGAAUAUUAUAACUGGGCACAUGAAAUGCAUAUGCCUUAUACUGACUCUGAUGUGUCAAACUGCCAUUUUAAUAAUAUGAAAGUGGCACUGAUGUAUUAGGACUUAUGUCUAAUUAAAGGAGUCUUAGUAGCAAAACUGUUAGGUGCUUGGAUGCUAACUGGAAGGUUGCUUGGUUGAACUCACCCUGUAGCACCUUAGGAGAAAGAUUUGGCAAUCUGGUUCUGUAAAGAUUACAGCCUUUAAAAACAAAAACAAAAAUUCAUGUGGGGAAUCUCUAAUCUUCCAAACUGAGUCAUUAUGAGGCAAAGUCAAUUUAACAGCAUCUAACCAAAUUGCCGAAUAGUCUGUAACAAUACUUUGUCCAUUUUAUUGUUUGUUUGCACAUGUAAUUAAUAGGUCUGUUGUUACUAGAAUCUCCAGAAGGUGCAAAUGGUUAAUGUGCUUGGCUGCUAAGAAAUAGGUUGGCCUUUUGAAUCCUCCUAUUGGUUACUUGGAUAAACAGAGUUAAUGAUUAAGUUCCAGCAAUCAGCUGUUGAAUGUUUUGUGGGAUACAGUUCUCUGACACACAUGAAGUUACUCUGAGUCAGAUGGGUGCAACACGUUUUUUUGUUUUACUUGACAAUUUCUUGAUAGAAGCACAAACUAAAGUCUUCUAUAAUCUCAGAAUCUUAAAAAUUGCUAAUGUAAAACUGUUAAUAAACAUGCGUAAACAAUUAUACUUGCCAUGGAAUAAGGAAAAAAUGAAGUAAAUGGUAAAUACUGUGCUGUGCAUAAUCUCUUUCUCUUAGUUCGCCACUUUCAUACACUCAAGUGUCAAGUGUGUAAACACAUAAAAUGUGUGUUAUCAGUUUAAUAUGAAAUGUGGACACUGUAUUGCUGUUAUGUUGUUCAUGUUUUCUAUUUUGUUAAAAAAGAAAAGAUAGGUGGACCCACAUUAGAGUCACUAUUCAGAAAAUGUAAAAUACAGAUAAUUUUCAAUCGGGGACAAUUUUGACAUAUUCAUAGAAGCCUGUUUGGCCUUCCUGCAAAUGUAAGUAUGUUUCUUAGUGAGAAUGCGGGAACUGUGUCUUAAGUUACCAUUUUGUUACUUUUGCUUUAUGGUGUCGCUUGAUAAGGUCAAGUAUUUUUGUUAUGGCAGUGAAAUUCAGGAGUUCAGCAUGGAACCUUGAUUUUAAACCUGGAAGAGUCAAACUUUUUCUCUUGUGUAUAAAUUGUUGCAUAUUUAUGGUGGAUAACAUUCUGUACCAUAACAAGAUUACUCUCAUUUAAAAAAUUUAAGCAACAUACUAUGAUUUCAAAGCCAAAUCCAAUUUUACACAUUUUUUUAAGAAACCCAAAUUUAAAAUUUUUAUUCAUAUUCAAAUUUAUAGCCCUAUUUUUCUCACUACCUUUGGAGCAUCCUUUUAUUAGAUGGUAGUAACGAGAUAUUCCUACAUGUCAAAUAGUUACAGGGUAAAAUUCUUCAUCCUACUUUGGUUUUUUUUCCCUAUUUUGUUUUUUGUUUUAAUUUCCCCCCCACUUUAUCCCCUUCCAUCAUGAAUCUCAUCUUUAGUCCCAGAGAUUGAGUCUGGAGACCAUGAAUAAAGUUCACAAAUCUUUGUUCACUAUUUUUUUCCUCAUUUUCCUCACUUCAAUUCUGUAAUAUUACAUUAGCCAUUAAGUAGUUAAGCGGUUACUUUUUCGCUGGACUGAAUACUCAGUCCUAUAAGCUGAAAACCCAAGAGCAAAAUAUUCCUUUUCUACCAAGUAUUUGUUACUCAUAAGAAAGCACUGGGUUCUAAUUGAUCAGAAUAUCUGAUCUUUUCUGAGUACCCAGAUAAAUCGUGUCAUACCUCAUGGUAGCUCUAUACUGUUUUAAGUAUAGUAAGAGCCCUGAUUUAGAAAUUAGUUUCAUAAUGUUAGUUUUUUACUUUGGUGGUCAGCAGUGAAAACAUGGCCCUACAUUUCUUCUUGAUUCUUUGAACAAACCACAUCAAGAUGAAAAUCUUUUCUUUGUCAUCGUUAAAAUAUGAACACCAGACAUUCACUUUGACAGCGUUCAUAUUCAUAUAUCAUUGGCAUUGAUUACAUUUUCUUUCAGGUUGUACCACUAGUAUGGUUAAUUAUCCAAAACAUUCCACCACCAUUAAAAUAAAUGCUGCCCAAACAAAAAUCUCCCCUUUACUCCUGCCUCCUGUCCUUCAAACGCACUGCCAUUUGUCAGUUCUGUAGAAUAGAACCGCCCCUGUGGAUUUCCAAGAGU
Messenger RNA from Echinops telfairi (small Madagascar hedgehog), 5465 nucleotides. RefSeq names its product zinc finger protein 84. The transcript is spliced from 5 exons. Gene Ontology annotation, biological process: regulation of DNA-templated transcription. The record is from RefSeq and is a predicted model, not a curated record. Bases 258 to 2480 code for a protein of 740 amino acids. Lineage: Eukaryota; Metazoa; Chordata; Mammalia; Afrosoricida; Tenrecidae.